CGCAUCUGCAAUCAGAACGUGGUGUUAACCCUGGUCCUACCUUGUCUCACAACAUGACCUUAUACACAAAAGAUGCGCUUAUUGCGCUCCAACAAGCUCAGAACGACACAAACGUAGCUAGAGAAGCAAUAAAGAGCGCAAAGCGAAAUGCUGAAGAGCUAGAUUUGAAACUUCAAAAACUCAGGCAAGAACAUGAUGAUUGCGAGACAGAAUUAAUGGCCGCUCGAGCGUGCGCGUACCUAGAACACCGCACGUACACCUGCUGACUGAAGGUAGAGCUGAGGAAAAUGCAUACACAAAGUAUGCGCAGACGAUUUCGAAGAACUUCACAAUUGCAUUCCUGCAUGCUCUGCCCAGAGA
Molecule: messenger RNA, 360 nt
Organism: Didymella exigua CBS 183.55
Lineage: Eukaryota; Fungi; Ascomycota; Dothideomycetes; Pleosporales; Didymellaceae
Exons: 3
Coding region: 54-266 (70 amino acids)
Source: RefSeq, a predicted model, not a curated record